This is a messenger RNA of Symbiodinium sp. CCMP2592, 2541 nucleotides long. The record is from the annotation of a GenBank genome assembly. Lineage: Eukaryota; Dinophyceae; Suessiales; Symbiodiniaceae.
AUGCAGUCUCUCCGCCUGCUCCUGGCGCUGGCCUCUGCCGCCCUCGCGUCGCAGGUGCAAGUGACUCCGGUGCAGAAGGUGGUCCAGCUGCUGGAGAACAUGAAGGAGAAGGGCACGAAGGAGAUGCAGGAGGAGGAGGUCCAAUACACGAAGUUCAAGCAGUUCUGCGACAUGACGCUGGCGGAGAAGGAGGCGGCCAUCGGUGAAGCGGCCGACAAGAUCGAGACCCUCGAGGCAGACAUCGAGAAGGCGGCAUCGGAGGCGGAGCGCCUGGGCAAGGAGAUGUCGGAGCAUCAGACGGACAUCGAGGCCGCGACGGCGGAGAAGGAGAAGGCCACGGGCGUCCGUGAGAAGGGCCGCACGGACUUCCAGCUGACCCUGAAGGAUUACGGCGAGUCCAUCGAUGCCAUCGCCCGUGCAUUGAAGGCUUUGAAGGAGGAGGACAAGAAGACAGCCCUGCUUCAGCUGGCGGAUGCCAAGCUCCUCCCCGAGGAGGCACGGCAGAGUCUGCUGGACAUACAGGGUCCGGCGCCGAAGACCUACGAGUUCCAGUCCGGGGGCGUCAUUAGCAUGCUCGAGGGCCUUCAGGAUAAGUUUGUCGACGAGCGCAUCAGCCUGGAGAAAGAAGAGCAGAAGAAGCGCCAUGCCUUCGAGAUGCUGGUCCAGAGCCUGGAGGCGCAACUGGCACAGUCCAAGAAGGAGCAGGAGGAGAAGGGCCAGUUCAAGGCCAAGCAGCUACAGAGCAAGGCCUCAUCCGAGGGCGACUUGGGUGAGACUAAGGUCGAGAAGCAGUCUGACGAGAAGUACUCCACAGACCUCAAGGCCACCUGCAGCAAGAAGGCCGCGGCCUUUGCGGCGCGCCAGAAGCUGCGACAAGAGGAGAUUGAGGCGAUCGAGAAAGCCAAAGGCAUCAUCGCCGGCGGGGCAGUGGCUGGCAGUGCAGAGAAGCACCUGCCCAGCCUGUUGCAAGCCAGUCCAAAAAGGACGGCUUUGGCAUUCCUGCGCUCGGAGGUGCGGGAGCCGCAGAGCGAGAGCUCUAGGGUGGCGCGAUUCCUGCAGCAGCGGGCUGCGGCUUUGAACAGCCGCGUGCUCUCCGCCGUGGCCGGUCGGGCGGCCGCGGAUCCCAUUGCCAAGGUGCGAACGAUGAUCGAGCAGCUGAUCACGAAGAUGCAGACACAGCAAAACGAGGAGGCCAGCAAGAAUGGCUGGUGCAAUGCCGAGCUGGCAUCCAACAAGGCCACCCGUGAGGAGAAGACCGACGCCGUGGACGAGCUCUCUUCGGAUGCAGACGAGCUUUCCACGGCCAUCGGCAAGCUCGGCGAGGAGGUCUCGGCAUUGGCCAAGCAGGUUUCAGAGUUAGAAGCUGACAUGGCCAAAGCCACGCAGAUGCGGGAGGAGGAGAGUGCCAAGAAUGCUGCCACAGUGAAGGAUGCCAAGGAGGCGCAGGCGGCCGUGGCCCAAGCGCUGCUCGUACUCCGAGACUUCUACAAGAAAGCCGCCGGCGCCAGCUCCUUGCUGCAGACGCGGCACGGGGAGGCGCGGGCCGAGCCGGAAGUCUUCGGCGACGAGCCCUACACCGGCAUGGGCGGCGAGAGCGGCGGUGUGAUCUCCAUGUUGGAGGUGAUCCAAAGCGACUUCGCACAGCUGCAGGCAGAGACGGAGGCCGCCGAGGAGUCUGGGCUCAAGGAGUACCAGGAAUUCAUGGAAGACUCCAAGGUUGACAAAGCCACCAAAGUUCGAACGUCGGAGCACAAGACCAGCAAGAAGCAGGCCAAGACGCAGGAGCUCACUGCAGUUCGGGCGGACUUGCAGGGCACGCAGAAGGAGCUGGACGCCGCAAAGGCCUACUUCGAGAAGCUGAGGCCCGACUGCCUUGACACCGGCGCCUCCUACGCGGAGCGCCAGGCACAGCGGAAACAGGAGGUGGCGGACCUCCAGGAGGCCCUCGAGAUGCUCGAGAAAGAGCUUCCGGGCACGACCUUCGCACAAGUUCCACGUUUGAUCAGCCUCGUUCGGGCCGUGGACAGCACUGGCACGCUGAUGCGGGUGCGAAGACCCAUCGGAGACCUGUAUGCAGAUGCCUUGCACCGGGUCAGACCCGAUGUCCAGGUUUCUGCUCGAGAGAUGACUCGAGUCUUCCCUGCCGCAUUCUCUCGCCAGUCAACACUGUCUCCCGGCUUCGGGGCCGGUGGUUGCGGCUGUCGCGACUGGUGGCGGGCUGUCGUGGAAGGCACCAUGGGAGGGGCUGGCAUCGCGGUCUCCGACCUCGGCGAAUCCUUUGAAGCCGUUUUUGACGAUCUUUACGGACAUGUCUUCUGUGGACAGGAGGCAUGGGAGCUCCUGCCAGGCACUGUCACAUCGCUGGAAUCCCUUCGUCGAUGGUGUGCUGCGAACGACUGCCGGCUUGGUGUGAUGUCGAAUAUGGAUGACAGGCUCUCCGUCAUUCUUCAGAAUCUGGGAAUCUUGGACAAGUUUGACUUCGUGCUGACAUCAUACGAAGCCCGAGCAGUACUCCCGGCUGAAUUUCGGAUGUGGACUUGA